AUGGAUAAUCAUUGUCAAGACUUUGCAUUUCAUUGGGACCCUUCAAAGGUCAUUGAUAGGACUACAUACGCUGGGUCAGGCCAAUCACCAGUGGUGUUUAGUAAUGAUAAGUUGACUGUGACCAGACAUGAGAGAUUGAGAGGUGAUGAUUUCCCAUCGAUCAGAGUGCUCUCUGAUAUAUCUAUCCAGGAGCGUGCCGCCAUUCAAUCAACAACCCAGAUCAAUUCAUUGCGUUGGGAGCUACGCAUUCUCAAUGAUCAUGGCUUCUGUGAGAUAGGUGUCUACUGUCCACACACCAAGACCAGUCACUUCCUCAGACCAACAAAGAAUGAGUUGCAAUCAGAUCUUCCAGAGUUCAAGUUUAAUAAGAGAGAGUUUGGACAUGUCUUUGGAAAGGACGAUGUUGUUGGCGUGAGAGUGGACUUGCGCAGGAUUGAAAGUGGAGCACAGGUGAUGGACUUGUAUUUUUACAUUGAUGGCAAGGUCGUUGGCGAGUCCUUCAAGGACAUCGACAUGUCCCACAUCUUCUAUCCAAUGGCAGCCGUCAAUGAUCAAGACGACUCGAUCGAGAUUGUCCAUCGCUGA
Molecule: messenger RNA, 585 nt
Organism: Acytostelium subglobosum LB1
Lineage: Eukaryota; Evosea; Eumycetozoa; Acytosteliales; Acytosteliaceae
Exons: 3
Coding region: 1-585 (194 amino acids)
Source: RefSeq, a predicted model, not a curated record